This is a messenger RNA of Aspergillus pseudotamarii, 1129 nucleotides long. RefSeq lists its product as uncharacterized. Lineage: Eukaryota; Fungi; Ascomycota; Eurotiomycetes; Eurotiales; Aspergillaceae. The record is from RefSeq and is a predicted model, not a curated record. The transcript has a single exon. The coding region runs from base 127 to 918 and encodes 263 amino acids.
GCGUCUUACCCCACUUCACUUAACCCCCACCUCUGCUUGGUCCAAGCGGUCCAGCAUUAUCACUGCUUUCUCUUAUUCCAUUCCUUUUCGGGAGGGAAGCCCAGGUAAGUAGGAAGCAUUGGAAGCAUGGACGACAUAAUCUACACACUAGAUCCGGAAGGUGACGUUAUCCUGGUUCUAUACAAUGUGCCUGAGAAUCUGCCAGGGAGCAUGUGGGAUAUCGAUGCUUCUACACUUUCUGGGCUGUCAAACAUUUCCAUACACUCUGAAGCAGUAUCUGAGCCACCACCGGAUAUGGGGAACUUGGGAGAAGAGAACGACAUUGUCGAGCUCGGCCAUAGUGAGGGUAUAGACAAAUCUGCCGAGUCACCCCAGGACCACCAAAAGGGCGAGCAACGGCUUCAGAUCCGCGUAUCCUCUAAGCACCUCACGCUUUCUUGUCCACAGUUCAAACGUACACUCCAACAUGGUUUUCAAGAAGGAAAUGAGCUUACGUCUAAGGGCUAUCUAGAAAUACCCUUGCAAGAUUGGCCGGCAGUACCCUUUCUAAUCUUGACAAUGAUAAUCCACGGCCGAACACGGACAGUACCCCGAGAAGUAUCUCCAGAAAGGCUUGCGGAGAUAGCUCUAUUAGUCGAUUACUACGAAUGCUAUGAAGUAGUGGAAGUGUUUUCAGAAAUGUGGAUUAAAGCCCUAGCCGAGAUACCCUUCGCAUCGGUAUCCGAUGCAGAGAGAUGGCUGUUUGUAUCCUGGGUUUUCCAACACGAUGCGAUUUUCGAAAGCUCUUCUAAAUACCUACAGCUCAGAUACAGAACGAAAUUGACAACCAUCCAAUUCCCAUUUCUCUCUAGUGUACGAGGUAAGUUCACAUCGAGACCUAGUUCACCUUUUCCAUUAUAUGCUCGGGAGUUAAUUUAAAUCCAGAUGCGAUCAAUUUGUCACGAGAGAAUGCAAUUGAAAGCGUUAUUGAGUGCAUGCAUGACCACUUAUCGAGGCUACAGAGUAGCACAAUUCAAUGUUCUUACGAAUGUGAUUGCAUGCUACUUGGGGCAUUAACGAAACAAAUGUCUCAAAUGCAGAUACUCUCCCCAAGACCAAAGUCAGAGUAUCCAGGGAUGUCCUUUAUUGG